GUGAAAGUUUACAAUACAAAAGAGAGAUAUCACUUUGAGAGAAAAGUUAAGAGAAAACAUUCAGCUUUUUGGGCAUAGGGGAAGCGAUCGAUUCACGUGUAUUGUGUCGUGUAUUGUGUAUACCAGUACACCUGAGCAGGCAGGUAAUGAUUCGCCAUUAAAUCGCCGGCGAUCAAAUGGACGUCGAGCGAUCGUCCCUUUGCAAUUGCGUUGUAAAUUUCCUGUUGGAAGAGAACUACCUUUUAACGGCAUUUGAGCUCCUGCACGAGCUUCUCGACGAUGGCCGUGACAACCAGGCCAUUCGCCUCAAGGAAUUCUUUGCCAAUCCAGUUCAGUUCCCUCCUGAUCAGAUCUCUCGAUUAAACUCUCUUCAAGUUGCUGACCCCCAGACUCUUCUAGAAGAACGAGAAUUAGUAGAAGAAAAAUUGGCGCUUGCUGAGUAUGAACUUCGUUUAGCCCACGAAGACAUCGCUAAGCUUAAGGAUGAUUUGCAGAGGAGAGAUCAGACUGUCCUUAACCAAAAUGAUGAGUCAAAGGAACAUGUAUACGAAAAAAUGGAAACUGAAUUUCAGCAGCAGAAAAAGGAAGCAUUUUUGUCUGAUUUGGGCCCUUUGAAGGAGAAUGAGCGCAAAGAUCUCAACUAUGCUGUGAAGGAGUAUUUGUUGAUGGCAGGAUAUCGUUUAACUGCUAUGACAUUCUAUGAAGAGGUGACAGACCAGAGCUCAGAUGGUUGGCAGAACUCUUCUUCAUAUGUCCCAGAUGCUUUGCGCCAUUACUACUGCCAGUAUCUGUCAACCUCCACUGAAGGUGCUGAGGAGAAAAUAACUAUGCUUAGAGAAAAGGAAUCGUUGAUCAAGGAAAAUGAAAGGCUGAUGCAUGAAAAUCAGGCCUUGUUCAAGAGUAAGGAAAAGACUGAUGCCCGUGUCAUCUCAUUGACGAAGUCCUUGGAGGCCCUGCAGAAGGAUAUUAAGGACAAGGAGAUCCUGGUCCAUGACUUGAAGCAGUCUCUGGAUGGACAAAUCAAAGAACUGAACAACUUUAGAGCAGAAAUAACAUCACUUAAAAUGCAGAUAGAGGAAGCGCAUUCUCAACGGAAUUUAUUUGGCGGUACUGAACUCUUAGAAUUCCCUUCUGGUGAUGGAUGUACUGAUGAAAUGAUGUUUCUAGUGAAUGGCAUUGAAAGCCUGAAAGAUGCAAAAAAAUCUGCUGAUAAUGAGUUUCCAGAAGCCAGUCACAAGGAGAGAAAUCACAAGGAAAAAGAUGUUGUUGGAGAGUCACAUGAUAAUGGUAUCCCAGAUUGUACGAAUGAUCUCUCAUUUGGUGGAUUGAGAACUCAAGAUUCUGAUCAGAUGAUAGACCAAACCUCUGGUUCUCUCAAGAGACCUGAAGAACUAUUAGUGGCUUCAGAUGAUAAUAGUUUUCCUGAACAAACUGAAAAUUUCAACAGUGAACUACCCACAGAGGCAUAUUCACCAAUGAAACCGCACAAUCUUAUGGCUGAACCCAUUUCAGAGACGAUGGGUUUAGGGACGAUACAGAUAGUGUCAGAUUCAUUGCCUAAAAUUGUACCUUAUGUUUUGAUAAAUCAUCGGGAGGAACUACUUCCGUUAAUAAUGUGUGCAAUUGAGCGGCAUCCAGAAAGCAGCACUCGAGAUUAUUUGACUCACACAUUAUUCAACUUAAUCAAACGUCCAGAUGAGCAGCAGAGGCGGAUUAUAAUGGAUGCUUGUGUUACUUUAGCAAGAAAUGUCGGAGAGAUGAGAACAGAAACAGAACUACUUCCUCAAUGUUGGGAACAAAUAAAUCACAUGUAUGAGGAGCGUAGGUUGCUGGUUGCUCAAUCAUGUGGAGAGCUUGCUGAAUUUGUUCGGCCAGAGAUUCGUGAUUCUCUUAUCUUAUCUAUUGUUCAACAGCUGAUUGAGGAUUCUGCAACGGUUGUUCGUGAGGCGGCUGCUGAUAACCUUGCUUUGCUGAUACAUCACAUUCCAAAUACGGAUAAAUAUUUCAAGGUCAGCCUCACUACAUAUGCUUCGAGGCAAUCAUGGAGAAGAAAUCUGACUUUUCAGAAUGUCCCACAAUGUUGAGGAGAUGAUGUUCCAAUUAGCAUGUGAUCCAUCUGGAGUCGUCGUAGAAACAACCAUGAAAAGACUAGUUCCAGCUCUGGUAACUUGGGGAAACAAUUUGGAUCAUAUUUUACAGCUUCUGCUCUCUCAUAUCUUGGGAUCAGUUCAGCGAUGUCCCCCACUUUCAGGCGUAGAAGGCUCCAUUGAAUCACAUCUUCGUGUUUUAGGUGGUAGAGAGCACUGGAAUGUUGACGUCCUGCUGAGAUUGCUGGUAGAGCUGCUUCCACGUGUCCACCAAAAAGCUAUUAGAACAUGUCCUUUCCCUUCAGUCACAGACUCUGNCUUC
This is a messenger RNA of Cuscuta campestris, 2409 nucleotides long. Lineage: Eukaryota; Viridiplantae; Streptophyta; Magnoliopsida; Solanales; Convolvulaceae. The record is from the annotation of a GenBank genome assembly.